Clonostachys rhizophaga is the source of this 1491-nucleotide messenger RNA. NCBI's taxonomy places the organism in Eukaryota, Fungi, Ascomycota, Sordariomycetes, Hypocreales, Bionectriaceae. The record is from the annotation of a GenBank genome assembly.
AUGCCGUACGCCCCAGAACAGCCGUCCGAGGAUGAGAGGGUGGCACUCGAGGACACUCUAGGCGAUGGUUGGGUGCAAAUGUACCACCACGGCUGUUCGUUCCCGCCCGAGACCUUCAUCACCAAGAUGACCGUCUUGAUCGAGAAUCCCAACCUCAACUCGUCGUGGCUGUUCCGGGCAGACAUCAUCCGUGACGAGCGACAGCCCGGCAUCUCCGAGCAGCCUCAGGUAGACCAGCUACCAGACAGCCCAUGGUCCCGUGUAAGACACUUCCCCAAGUACCAACUGCAGAGAAGGCUGGUCCGGACCCUGGUUCCUCGCAACACCAAACGAGACCUGCCCCUUGAUCAGACCUGCACACAGCACCAGACCCUGCAGCAGCAGCCAGAGGACCCCGUCAGUACUUUGAUCAUUUAUCUGCCCCAUGUUGAGUCUGCCCAAGAGACUCCAUUCUACCACCCCAAGGUCAAGGGAGUUGCUCAUCUGCACGAAUGGGACCCCGCGACUGGUGCAGGGUCCAUCUCCGUCCUCUUUCUGCCCUUUCCCGGCCACCCACUGAGUGACAACAAGCUUCAGCGUACAGCCUUCCAUCUUCUGCAGAUCAUCCACAAGCAUGGUGAGAGCGCAGAUUAUGUAAAAAGAGUUCAUCAUGACUUGGUCGUGCCUCGUGCUAUCUUCCAAGACCGCUAUGCUGGGCUCAAAGGCAAAUACGCCAGACGCUUGAUUGAGUCUUGGUCAGAGCAGACUGACCCGACCAAACACAUCUUUGAAGAUCUGGGCAUCGCCGCAUUUCUCAUUGAGUUGUGGUCUUCCAUGUAUACUUCAGACAACCCUUUCCCUGGCUUUGUUGACAUUGGCUGCGGCAACGGCCUCCUUGUCCACAUUCUUAACCUUGAGGGGUACCAUGGUUGGGGCUUUGACGCCAGAUCCCGCAAGUCCUGGGAGCAGUACAAAAGCCAAAGUGACUUGACAGCUUCCGGCACUUCGCUUGAGGAGCGCCUUCUCUUGCCUCAUUUGGUUGCAGAUAAUGGUGCCGAGUUUCAUGACCAACUUCCCGGAUCAGUUGGCAUUCACGAUGGCAGAUUCCCACCAGGGACUUUCAUCGUCUCCAAUCAUGCUGACGAGCUGACGCCCUGGACUCCCCUCCUUGCCGUAGCGUCGAAUUGCCCUUUCAUCUCCAUCCCGUGUUGCAGUCAUAACCUCGGAGGUGAUAAGUACCGCCCGCCGCCUCCCAAGGACAAGACCAAAGGCGCCUCGACAUAUGCUUCUCUUGUAGAGUGGGUGACAGAGAUCGCCGUGGAUUGUGGAUGGGUGGUCGAGACUGAGUUUCUGAGGAUUCCCAGCACACGUAACACUGCCUUGCUGGGCCGGAGUCGGACGACAGAGGCAGGGUCUAUAGACGCUCGGGCAAUCAUUGCCAAGUAUGGCGGUGGCCACAGGUACUUAGAGAACUUUAUGCAGCUGCUGAAGAAUAAUGCAAGAGGCCAUUAG